This is a messenger RNA of Trichoplax adhaerens, 783 nucleotides long. RefSeq lists its product as uncharacterized. The transcript has 4 exons. The coding region runs from base 1 to 783 and encodes 260 amino acids. The record is from RefSeq and is a predicted model, not a curated record. NCBI's taxonomy places the organism in Eukaryota, Metazoa, Placozoa, Uniplacotomia, Trichoplacea, Trichoplacidae.
AUGACGUUUAUUCACGCUUUUUUGAGCGAACUAGCUGAUAAAAUUCCAAAGAGUCCACCCUCUUUAAGCGACGCAGCUCUGCAAGCACUAGAACAUUGUCGUGUAGAUUUUGAGAGAAAAAAUCCAUAUAACGACAUCAAGCAAAUUUUACGAUACGAGCGUGUCUUAACAAAGGCAGAAAUUGACAAUAUAGAUGGAAAACAAAAUAUAGCUAAUCGAUCUGUAGCUUUAAUGGAAAUCCUUUUAACUCGUGACGAUGACGAUAUUUUAGUAGUUUGCGACGCAUUAGAAAAGUCCCCUGUACGUUCAUUAAAUACUUUAGGAAAAAGAAUGAAGCAUGAAAAUCCAGAUAGCCCACCCUCUUUAAGCAGCGUAACACCUCUUGCAUUAGAGCAUUGUCGUGCAGAAUUUGAAAGAAAAAAUUCAUAUGACGAAACAAGGCAAACUUUGCGACGCGAGUUUGUCUUAAUUCCGGCAGAAGCUGAGAAUAUAAAUGGAAAACAAAAUACAACUGAUCGAUCUGAGGCUUUAAGGGAGGAUUGUAGGAGAUUUCUAAAUGAUUCUAAGGCAUCUCUUGAACGAUUAGAUUCCACGAAUGAAAUUGAGAAUAUAAAUGGAAUGCAAAAUCCAGCUGAUCGAUCUGUAGCUUUAAUGGAAAUACUUUUAACUCGUGACGAUGACGAUUUUUUAGUAGUUUUUGACGCAUUAGAAAUAUCCCCUGCACGUUCAUUAAACACUUUAGGAAAAAGAAUGAAACGUAAGUUCGAAGAAUUCAAGUGUUGA